AUGAUCCAGCUCUUCCGUACGCUCCUCAGUCUCGGACUUCUCGCCUCUGCCUCCGCGUGCAAGACGUGGUCGGUCAACGUCGGCAACGAGACGGGCGCCGCGCUCUUUGACCCGAUAUCACUCAGCGGAGUCGCCUCGGGAGAUGUUGUUACCUUCCACUUCAACCCGAAGAACCAUACAGUCACCCAGUCAAGCUUCGCUCAGCCUUGCCGUCCGCUUCCUGGCGGCUUCGACACUGGGUUCAACAACCCCGUAUCGAUCGGUGCUCCUCUCUCCGGCCGCCCCACCUUCAACUUCACCGUGAACGGGACAGGACCAGUAUGGGUCUACUGCCGUCAAGCCCAGUUCACCAAUGUCAGCCACUGCGGCCAAGACAUGGUCUUCGCCAUCAACCCCGACGCGCCCAACACAGGCAUGAACCGCACACUCGACACGUUCCGCAAGAACGCGCUCGUCGAAGCCUUCGCCGAUCUCUUAUUCGGCAACAUCACCACCACGACUUCGACGUCUGCAUCCCACACGUACGCAACAGCCUCGGCUAGCGAGUCGUGUUCGACUCCCUACGCGGGCUCGCUCGCCGCUGCCGUCGGCACUACUAGCAAUGGCGGAUCCGACUCGGAUGCGGCGCUGCUGAACAAGGUGAAUAGCCUCGCACCGGUCGUGUUUGGGCUGUUGGGCGGUAUACUCGUCGUGAUGCUUGCCAUUCUGGGCGUGGGCAUUGCGAUGUGCGUUAAGCGCGGGGCUACGGUCCGGCAGGUUAACCCUAACUACGUGCCUGUGCGCCGUCAUGAGCACGUGAGCUUCCCUGAGGGUGGACAGUAUACGGAUGCUCCUGCGUUCAAGUAUGAUGCUUGA
Molecule: messenger RNA, 855 nt
Organism: Peniophora sp. CBMAI 1063
Lineage: Eukaryota; Fungi; Basidiomycota; Agaricomycetes; Russulales; Peniophoraceae
Source: the annotation of a GenBank genome assembly